Messenger RNA from Cooperia oncophora, 729 nucleotides. Lineage: Eukaryota; Metazoa; Nematoda; Chromadorea; Rhabditida; Trichostrongylidae. The record is from the annotation of a GenBank genome assembly.
AUGAACAGAAAAAAGGCCAUCGCUUACAUGGGUUACACCUGGAAUAACGAGUUCUGCGACAAUGCUAUUCUCGUAGCGGUACUCUUCUACGGGGGACACUUAGUCAUGUCAGACAUGAUGACUACUGAUCAACUGAUUACCUUUCUCCUUUAUCAAAUGCAGCUCGGCGAGAACCUUUAUAACAUUGGCUAUGUGAUGACCGGUUUGAUGGAAUGCGUAGGGGCGUCAAGAAAGGUUUUCGAGUACAUGUAUCGUGAACCAGAAAUUCCAAAUGAUGGAGAGAUGAAACCACCCCUUAGUGGGCGGAUCGAGUUCAAAGAAGUAGAGUUCACCUAUCCGUCACGGCCAAACAACAAAGUGUUGAAGGGUUUGGAUUUGGUUGUUGAGGCUGGGCGUACAACAGCACUUGUUGGGCCUAGCGGCGGUGGAAAAUCGUCGAUUGUUUCGCUGAUUCAGCACUUUUACGAGCCAACCAGUGGCACCAUCACGAUUGAUGGCGUCAAUAUAAAAGAUAUUUCCCAUAGUUUCUACCAUCAGAAGAUUGCUCUCGUUGCUCAAGAGCCAAUCCUCUAUAACGGUUCAGUACGAUACAACAUACUGUACGGUUGCGAGUGGGCAACGGAGGAGGACAUGCUCCGGGCGUCUAAGACGGCUAACGUUCAUAAUUUUGUAACUGAACUCGAGAAAGGCUACGAUACUAAUUGUGGAGAAAAAGGUGUACAAAUGUCA